Ylistrum balloti is the source of this 1602-nucleotide messenger RNA. Its product is annotated as monocarboxylate transporter 4-like. The transcript is spliced from 7 exons. Bases 1 to 1602 code for a protein of 533 amino acids. The record is from RefSeq and is a predicted model, not a curated record. Lineage: Eukaryota; Metazoa; Mollusca; Bivalvia; Pectinida; Pectinidae.
AUGCAAGUAGAAGAUAAAUUGCGUCAGUUCCCAUGCUAUAGAAAAAGGAAGCGUGAAUUGAAUAGCUCCAGUGUUCCAACAUAUACUUUCAAUUCGUCCCAAGUACGUGCCGGACAGAUGAGUCUUGCAAAGAACGUGAACACUCAAAAUUCAGAUUCUUACCAACAAUCUGUGGCCCCAGCCCCACCAACACCUCCGAAAUACUUUCUAGGAGAUCGACAACAGCAAGGGAAGAAAAAUAUCAAACCUAACCCGACCGCCGUGGCCACUGAUACACCUCACAGAGCCAAUGAACAAUCUACACAGGAAGGAACUGAAAUUGAAGUCGCAGAUGGAAAUCUUACGCUUGAGUUACCAGCAGCUGGUUCUACCGUCGAAAAACCACCAGACGGCGGUGUUGUUGCUUGGAAAAUAGUUGCCGCGUGUGGAAUUCUCAACGCAUGCAGCACCACAUGUGUACUAAUACUAUCAUUAAGCAAUUCGGGUCUGAAAAAGGACUUUGGCGAAGAUGUGAUUGACAACAUCACCACAGCAUGCUUGAAAAUUCAACAUCUAGCAGGUCUCGGUCUGGCUUGCUGGUACCUCUGUUCCUUAAUACCGAUACUGGAGUACUUUGAGAGAAAACGCCUCAGGGCUAUAACAAUAUCGAGACUGUGUGCUAUCGUUGUCUCCAUAAUCAUUUUUGCCGUCUACAUAGAUCUGCUAAUGAAAGGUUACAUGAUUAAUUGGAGAACCGCUUUUAUGUGCAUGUUGAUACCGGGAGCUGUCGGUCUGUCCGUGUCUAUAUACCUUCAGCCCUUGCAGCUGAAGAUGAAAGAAGACAAAGGCGGACGGACCUUUGUGGAAAGGACUCUAGGGAUCUCCACCUUUCAGCUGUUCAAAGACAUUACGUUUUAUUUAGUCAUGUUGGCUUUCUUUUUCGACCAGUUUGGUCGAGGCAUACCAGCAGAUUAUAUAAAUGCUCUGAUGACAGAUAAAUCGUUUACCUUGAUGGAGAACCUCAUUCAGAUCCUCCUACUCCCUUUCGGCACGCUGCUGGGCGCGAUUUCUCUUUUCUUCUGGAAGUCUAAAGGACUAAACGUCAGCUUACUGGUCUUUGGGUUUAUGGAUCUGUAUGUAGGGUAUCUAACGCUACAAAUGCCUGCCUAUGACAAGUAUGGAUGGGUCGCCGUCUACUCUAUCACAUUUGGGAUCACUAAAGUGAUCAUCAUCUCUCUCAUCGAGAACACCAUACCCGACACAUUUGGAGAUAGAAAUACUCGAAUUGUUGCAGGAUUCUUUGGAUUUUCAGCAGGACUCGGUGAGCUUGUCGCCUCCAUGGCAGCAGAGGACGCUAACAACAGAUACAAGAAAGAUGAAUACUCUGCAGCCUUCUAUUUGGCCGCCAGCACAAUACUCGCAGCUGGAGUGUGUGCACUUUCGUCCAGGUUUUUACUUAUCCGGAAAAUGAGUAAAGCGGUUGCUUCAGCAAACGAAAACGACGAUGACAGAGACGGAAAUGAUGCGAGCAGUAGUACAGGAUGUAAAACACACAAGGGGGAUAACCCUAAGAACAAUAAAAAUGAAGAUAUUGAUAUAACCGAUAUGGAAUAUGUUUAUUAG